AUGACAGCAAAACGUCCCAACUUCCUCGUCAUAGUCGCCGACGACCUCGGUUUCUCCGAUGUAGGCUGUUUCGGCGGAGAAAUCCGUACUCCCAACAUCGACCAAAUCGCCAAAGAAGGUCUGCGAUUCACCGAUUUUCACGCAGCAGCAGCAUGUUCUCCCACACGCGCCAUGAUCAUGACAGGCACAGACCACCACAUCGCCGGUCUGGGAAACCUAAUCGAAUGGACCAACAUAUCUGGCCAGAACGGACCGAAAGGCUCAGAAAUGAGCACGGCGCCGCAGCGCGGAAUGCCGGGAUACGAGGGAUACCUCAAUGAGCGGGUCGUGGCACUCCCGGAGAUCCUGCGCGAUGGGGGAUAUCACACCGUAAUGUCGGGGAAAUGGCACUUGGGUCUGACACCAGAGCGAUCACCGCAUAAACGUGGGUUUGAACGCUCGUUCGCGCACUUACCUGCCUGUUCAAACCACUAUGCCUUCGAGCCGGAGCUGAAAGAUGAAGACAUCCUCCCGACUUUCAUCGAAGCGAGUUACAUCGCUCUGCAUAUGGAGGAUGGAGAGUAUGUGCGCCGGCUCCCGGAGGACUGGUAUUCUUCUGACGGGUACGGCGAUAAGAUGGUGUCGUACCUGAAAGAAUGGAAAGAUAGCGGGGGCAGCGAUGGCCCAGACGGAGACGGAGAUCGACCGUUCUUCGCAUACCUCCCUUUCACAGCGCCGCACUGGCCGCUACAAGCUCCGCGCGAGUAUAUCGAUCAUUACCGCGGGGUGUAUGACUCCGGCCCGGACGUGCUCCGCGAAAAGAGACUCCAGCGUCUAAAAGAGCUUGGUAUGGUGCGCGAGGAUGUCGAGCCACAUCCCGUGCAAGCAGAGGAAGUCAAAGCGUGGGAUGAGUAUAGCGCUGAGGAGAAGAAGAAGUCCGCCGUUGCGAUGGAGGUGUUUGCCGGGAUGGUUGAGUGUAUUGAUUCGAAUGUCGGGAAGGUGGUUGAUUACCUGCGGUCUAUCGACGAGCUCGAUAACACGUUCGUGUGUUUCAUGUCUGAUAAUGGAGCCGAGGGCGCCGCCUACGAGGCGUAUCCGAUGGUUAAAAAUGGCGUCAUGCCUCACCUGCAAAAAUACUACGAUAACAGCCUCGAGAACCUCGGAAACGGGAACUCGUUUAUCUGGUAUGGUCCGCGCUGGGCGCAGGCUGCUACUGCACCCUCGCGGCUGUAUAAGGCAUAUACCACCGAAGGCGGCGUGCGGGUUCCAUUCACAUGUCGUUUCCCGACGAACUUUGAUAUAAACCCUGCCGAUGUUGCGGCUGGUAAGGGUGGGAUUACCGAGCAGUUCGCCACGGUCAUGGAUCUCGCCCCGUCUAUCCUGGAUAUGGCGGGGAUUCAGCAUCCGGCGCCGACGUACCAGGGUCGGGAGGUUGUCGAGAUGCGUGGUCGAAGUUUCCACCCCUGGGCGAUUGGUCAGGCGGAGCGAAUUCACCCGGUUGAGUUUAUUCAGGGCUGGGAGACGUGUGGACGGGCUGCGUUGCGUUGUGCGGACUGGAAGAUUGUUUUUAUUCCCAAGCCUAAGGGCCCAGAGAAGUGGCAGUUGUUUAAUCUCGUGCAGGAUCCUGGGGAGAUUCAUGAUUUGUCAGAGACCGAGCCGGAGAAGUUGAAGCAGUUGCUUAAACUCUGGGAUCAGUAUGUUCUUGAGACGGGUGUUGUCCCGCUCUGUCCUGAUCUUGGGGAAUUUUUGGAGGCGACUGAGGCGCAGAUGCCUGAGAAUGCGUGGAUGGAGUUUGAUUAUUGGAAAGAAGGCGCGAGAGAUGAGCCGGCGAAGUUUACACGGCAGCCGCCGAGGUUUCAGCGGACUGUGAAGCCUUUCUAA
This is a messenger RNA of Penicillium coprophilum, 1860 nucleotides long. Its product is annotated as arylsulfatase. Bases 1 to 1860 code for a protein of 619 amino acids. Gene Ontology annotation, molecular function: arylsulfatase activity. NCBI's taxonomy places the organism in Eukaryota, Fungi, Ascomycota, Eurotiomycetes, Eurotiales, Aspergillaceae. The record is from RefSeq and is a predicted model, not a curated record. The transcript has 2 exons.